UUUACAAAAGCCGCGCUGUGUGAAUUUAUCGGGAUCAAAUUUAAAUGUAUGAUUAGGUUUCUGAAAAUAAAAACGAUGGAUGCGAAGGUUGUUUCGCAUUGAAUGUUUUUGUGGGACCGAUGUGAAGAGAGACGUAGGGCAGCGGCGCAACGCAGCGGCGCGGCGCGGCGUCGAUACGUGUCCCGCGCAACGGCCUGACGUCGCCGCGGGCCGCGGGCCGGCGCACUCCGGCAUUCGGGCCUCGCGACGUACCGCCGCCGUCGUCGCCAGCUCCGCGACUACCUCGAUUUUCUAGCCGACAAACGCUUACUCGGCGACGUGCGUAUACACGUUAAGUGAUAGUUUAGUUUAACGUGAAAAAAAAAACAGAUCCAAAGCUGUUAAGUGUUACCUACUAUAAUAUCCCCAUCCUAGUCUGGUGAAAACAAACACAUCGCAGUGUUAUUCGCGCAAGCGCGCCGCACGCGGACAUGUCGAGGUCGGCCAUCUUGGCUGAAGACGCACUUUCGCCUCGCCCCAGCUUCAGACUUUGAGCUGAAACCCUUAGCGGUAACGAAGGGGGUCAGAAUGUUCGACGGGCGAGGCGUCGCGGCGGGCGGUCUCUGAGCGCUCGCUCGGCGCGGCUAUCGAUCGUUUCGAGCGCUAUGGCGCUCGCUGAGUGAAUGCGGACAUCGGGACCGUGCCGCAGCUCCCGCACGCAAGCGGCGCGUCCGACCAGUGAUAGUGCUAGAGUGGAGGCGCGGCAUGUGACUCGGCGUGCCCGCGUGGUUGGGAGGGCGCGCGGGCGGCGGCGGGCCCGGCUGACCGCGCGCCAUGGGCGAGGAGUAUCCGCGCUCCCCCUGCGAGCGGUUCCCGGCGGCGGGCGCGUUCAGCGUGGCACCGCCGGAGAGGCUCAGCCCGCCGCCGCCCGCGCCGCUGCCGGAUCGCUUCUCAGCGUCUCCGAGGCGGGUGCGCCGUUGCGCGGAGGCCGAGCGCGCGCGACGACCACGCUAUGUGCCGCCGGCGGCUCACGUGCCGGUGGAGCGGUACGUGCCGCGGCCGCCGGCGCCGCUGCGUCCGCCGCCACCGGUGUACUGCGGGCUGGCGUGUCGGCCGCCGCCGCCAUCGUCGCGCAAGUGCUGCGGCCCAGCGUGCCGCGAGGACCUGGCGGGCUCGCCGCCCCCCACUCGCUACGUGGAGUACGUGGGUGCCGCCGCCGCACGCCGCAUGGCAUGCACACCGCCACCACCACCGCCGCCCGCGCUUCAGCUGCCCUGCGAGCCACAGGAACCUCCGUGCUGUGUCCAAGCCCGCAGGCGACCGCAGCCUCCACAUGAUUGGCGCUCAAGCGCAGGCUUGCUGGCACCCCAGCUGGCAUGCCAAAGCGCAUCGCCGGCGCCGGUCGCGUCGGCUCCCCUCCCCGCGCCUGCGUCCCCUCCGCGGGUGGCGUCCGCGCCGCCCGCGCCGCUCGCGCCGCCCCCCGACUCCGUUCCCCAGCCCGCUCAGGAAGACGGAGUCAGAUUGCGCAGAGUGCAUACCGUCGCGGUGCGGGAUUACCUUAAGAGAGAGACGCAGACGUUCUUCGGCGUACAGAGGGACAAUGAGAGGGAACAACGGCGGCUGUGGUACGAGAGGCGGAGGAGGCACGCGGCGCGGGCGCUCGGCGACCUCCGGCUCGACCUGCCUCCGGAUCAUCAUCCUGAUGAUGAUGAUAUUAGUAUGUAUGGAGCAUCGGGAGCGGCACCAAGAGAGGCACGGGGGCGCGCGCGCGAGCGGCCCGACGUGCUGCCCGCGCCCGCGGCGGCGGACGAGGCCGCGCCGCCCGCUCUGCCGCGCCCUGGCAAGGACAGCGUCGCGCGGCUCACGCUCAGCGGCCUUUCUUAUGUUGUUACUGCGGUGACGCGGCGAUCGCGGCAGUCGUCAUCGGCGCAGUGGUCGCGAUCGUUUCGGAGCAGCGCGCCGCAGGAGGAGGGCGACGUAGACGACGUGUUCUUCGCUGCGCCAACCUCUGUUGCGCACCACGACGACGAGAUUGACGGAGUGAAGAGCGCCCGAUCGCCUCUGAGCUCCGGAGGCGUGGAGUACCGACGGCCGGAGCGGAGCGUAUCGUGGGGCGCGGGCGGCGCGCGCAUCCACACUCCGAUGCUUGAGCCGUUGGCUGACAACUCCAAUCGAAGGCAGUUCGGCAUGGGCGUCGUUGGACGAUUUUUCAGACGGUCGCUCCGCAAAUCCGUGACGCGACAGGAAGACGUUGCGCAGCAGCUGGACGAGCUCACAGACUACCGGCCGUACUUCACGUGGUGGGUCAGCACAGUGCAGACGCUGGUGCUGCUGCUGAGUCUGCUGUGCUACGGCUUCGGGCCGGUCGGCUUCGGCCGGCACACGCAUUCCGGACAAGUGCUCGUGAAGAGUUUGAGUUUGCAACAGGUUGAAUGGGAAGAGCCAGCAUCCUUCUGGCUCGGGCCGCGGGCGGCAGACCUUAUACAUUUAGGUGCUAAAUUCGCCCCUUGCAUGCGGAGGGACGCUAGGAUAGCGCGCGCUAUAGCAGCAUCAGCGAGAAGAGAACGCGACACGGCGUGCUGUAUACGAAACGACGAUUCUGGCUGUGUACAGUCAUCCAAGGCUGAUUGUUCGAUAAGAGGAUUAACCCCGAAGGUGGGUCUGAACACAAUAUCGACGUGGAAAAAAUGGUCGUCGGGUGAGUCCGGUCCCGGAGGUCGGAUAUCGGGCUCUGUUUGUGGGCUAGAUCCAAAGUUUUGCGAAGCUCCACGCUCGAUAGCCCCGCACGAAUGGCCGGACGACAUCACAAAAUGGCCGAUUUGCCGCAAGUCUGUGAUCGACGGCUCCGCUGCGGCGGGCCGCGCGGGCCACGCCGCCGAGCACAUGGCGUGCGAAGUCAUCGGCCAUCCGUGCUGCAUAGGCGUGCACGGCCAGUGUGUCAUCACGACGAGAGAGCACUGUGAUUUUGUUAAGGGUUACUUCCACGAGGAAGCGUCUUUGUGUUCACAGGUAUCUUGCCUCGAUGACGUAUGCGGCAUGCUUCCAUUCAUGCGACGCCGACGUCCUGACCAGCUGUACCGCGCCUGGACGUCUCUGUUCGUCCACGCCGGUCUGCUCCACUUGGCGGCGUCGUUGGCGCUGCAGUGGCUGUUCAUGCGCGACCUGGAGAAGAUGGCGGGCCCGGUCAGGAUCGCCGUGGUGUAUCUGGGGAGCGGUGUCGCCGGGAAUAUGGCGUCGGCGAUCUUUGAGCCUUAUAGAGCCGAGGUGGGGCCGGCUGGAUCUCACUUCGGCUUGCUGGCGUGCCUCAUAGUAGAAGUGAUCGGCGCGUGGCCGCUCCUGAAACAUCCGCGACGCGCGCUCCUCAAGCUGAUAGGGCUCGCGCUAGCGCUGUUCGUGCUCGGCCUCCUGCCGUGGAUCGACAAUUUCGCUCACGUGUUCGGUUUCGUAUUCGGGUUUCUCCUGUCGUACGCGCUGCUGCCGUUCAUAACGUUCGGGCCUUACGAGAGGCGGCGGAAGAUCGUGCUGGUGUGGGUGUGCCUGGUGUCGGCGGGCGGCAUGGCGUGCGCGCUGGUGGCGCUGUUCUACGCGGCGCCGGCCUACGAGUGCGCCAUGUGCGCGUACUUCACGUGCCUGCCGUUCGCGCCCGACAUGUGCGCGUCGCAGGACGUGCGCGUGCGCCAGCUGGACGGGGUAUGACGGCGCGCGGCGCGGGCGCGUCCGCCGCCAGAGCCCCCUCGCCCGAAGCGACCCGCCGCCGCCGCCUGCCCCGGCCGCCGAGCCGCACUCUACCGACACACCCUCUGUAUACACCCGAAACCUGCCCGGAUACUGGCAACUUCCUACACUGAAUGUCUCGAUAACUCCAACUCUAUUGCGAGAGCGAUGAACUCGGAGAUAUCGAAACUUGCGUUUUUCGAAUUUUGUAGUCCAGGCAGUGGUAUCGAACUUGCCCGCGAGAGAACCGAACGACGAUCGUAUGAUACGCGUCAGAAAUUCUCUUGCCGCAAACGCAUCUCACGGUUGAAAGAGUACAUCUGCAGAUUUUGUUCAGAAGCGACUAAAGUAACAAAAUUAAUACCUAUAGGUUCUUCUGCUCAUAGAAUGGUCACUUUUCUUACCGCCUUAAUUAUUCACACCGAAUUAAUAUAAUCAAGCUUCCAGUAAACUUACACUUCACAUUACACACACACACACUUUCCCUGUUUUAUUAGUACAUCGAUUCAUAUUUUAUAGACAACAAUUGUUUUCAGACAUGAUACCCUGUCAAAACCUGUCUGGCCUAGUCGGUAGUGGUAGGCAGGGUGCCUAUUAAUCCGAUGGUCCUGGGUUCAAAUCCCGGUAAGGGCAUUUAUACAUUUAUUUAUGAGAGCGAAUUUGUCGGUCUAAGAAUUUUAAUUUAUUGUUUCAAAAUAUGCUUAUGGAAAAAUAAUCUGCCUCUCAAAGUAAACAGUUGGAAGUGAAUUUAAUCAAUGUAAUACCAUAAUAUGUGAUGUGAGCGGUUGAGAAUUAUACUUAUUGAAUUUGUCGUUUGAAUGGACUAAAAUUAUCUCAAAUUUUGAAAUAUGCAAUUUCGAGAGGUGUAUAAUCGAUUAAAAAUUAUGUGAUAAUAUCCACGGGUAACUUAUCGUUCGAAGCGAGUAAUUGUUGUAUAUAACUUGUAUUAUAUAUGUGUAAGACGCUGUAUUUAAAUGUGCGGAUGUCGAGUGCAAUUUACGGGAACUUCGUGCAGUCGCAACGUACUCGUACUUAUAAAUAAAAGUAUUUUUCUAAUUACAAAACAAAUAACGUCGAGCGAUUUCAAAUGUAGAAUAAACUCUGUUAUAAACAAUUGACAUGUUACAGAUGUAUAAAAUGAUUGUAGCGAAUUUUCUCUGCAUUCCCGCUAACCAGUCACAUUUAAUAUUUUAAUUUUUUAGCUAAGAUAAAACGCUAAAGAUGAGGAGGAACAGUUAUCCUCAGCGCAUUACUUAUAUAGUAGUGUGCUAAAAAGAAUUAUACAAAAAAGUCACACCUUUAUGGAAGAAACUGCUGUGUUGUCAUAACUUAAUAAAACUUAGUUUUUUCGGUAUUAAAACUGUGUAGGUACAUACUUAUAAAUUUCUUGGUACCUACCUACUGUCUAAGUGUUUACUCGUAUAAUGUGAGGGAUUCAGAGAAAAUUCCCUAUAGGGUUAUUACUAGUUCUCUGCGUUCAUUCGUCGCGGUUGUAGCAUAAACAUGUUCCCGUAAUGGUGUCAAAAUAUACAUAAUUUAGUAUAUUACUAAAUAAUGUAAAUAGUGUUAAAUAAAUAUGUCAUAUUUUCAUGUCUUAAGUUUAUCAUGCAUAACGAAUUCAGUCUUAUCUAUAAGUAUCACAAUAAUAACGUUUUAAUUUCGUCAAUUUAUAUAGGUAUAUAAUGAAGUCUGCGUAGGUUUAUAUACAUUAUUUUAUAAAAUAUGCUAAAAAAUAUUUAAACCAUCUAACUUUAGGGUUAUUUAUUUUAUUACAUGAGUAGUGGGCAAGCAGAUUGUUUAAGUGAAUAUGUGAACGAGGCGUUCGCAGUUUGAAAUAUUAUUGUUAAUGAAAGUUUACUGAUGAUGAUGUAUAGUAUGAAUUGUCUCAGAUGAUGUUUUCGGGCUCGGGCCCUAACUGUUAAACAAAAGGUAUUUUUUCCUUUAUGUCGUGGUUAUACUGCUUACUGUUAAUAGCCCUGGCAUAAGUAACGGGACAAGCCCGUUUGAAAAGCAAAUUUACCAAUCUACGUAUAUGUUUCAAAUUUAUAAAACAGCCUAUUCGGAGAUAACACGUGUUAUCUCCAAAGAAAAGCCCGCCCUGAUUGUUCUAAAAAGAGCUGUCACAUAAAUUAAAACCUUAAUACUAUCACGAUAGUUGCUUUUUAAAUGACAUGGCUGCUUUGGCACGUGCCGAAGACCGCUCUUAAAAGAAACAAAGGCUUUUGUUUAAUAUAUUAGGGCCCGAGCCCGAAAAAAUCAUCUGAGAAAAUUCAUACUAUACAUAAAGUGGUAACACUGGUAUGAUACGGGGCAGUGU
Cydia strobilella is the source of this 6010-nucleotide messenger RNA. It is a transcript of the gene rho-5, whose product is annotated as inactive rhomboid protein 2. Gene Ontology annotation, molecular function: serine-type endopeptidase activity. Gene Ontology annotation, cellular component: endoplasmic reticulum membrane. The transcript is spliced from 12 exons. The record is from RefSeq and is a predicted model, not a curated record. Gene Ontology annotation, biological process: regulation of epidermal growth factor receptor signaling pathway; regulation of protein secretion. Lineage: Eukaryota; Metazoa; Arthropoda; Insecta; Lepidoptera; Tortricidae. The coding region runs from base 814 to 3675 and encodes 953 amino acids.